GGAAAAUAACACACGCGUUAACUUACUGUAGGGUAUGGUGGAUAGCAAGAUGGACAAAGAUACACUGGCACAGGAAAGAGUUUUUAUCAACGAUAUUGACUCAUUUGCAUCUAAAUAUAUUGCAAAGUGUCUUGCCAAACAUACGCUUGAAGGCGAUGGCUCAGCUGAGAAAGAGGGUCGGACUUUGAAAUCAAACGACUCUGGGUCACAAAGUUACAGGGUCGUUGGGACGAUUUCAGACGGUUCAGAGGAGGACAGACCCUAUGUGUUGGAAGCAUACAUUCGACCGAGUAGGGAAAAGAUUCUUCAAAAACUGAUGGAAUGUGACGUGAUCAUCUACAACAUUACUCAGCAUCCUGAGCAGGUAGAUGAAGCCUGCUGGGCAGUUACAGCCCUCCAUGAUAAAAAAACCCAUUUUAAGCAACCAAAAAGGUUUAUCCUCAUCUCUACAGUGAUGACUUGGGCGUGCAGUGAGCCAAUCAGUUCUGAUGAUCUGGAGCUCCCUUUUACUGAUGAUGAUUUUAGAAGAAGAAAGGCUCAUCCAAACUUUAUAAAGCACCUCGAACUGGAGAAAAUGGUUGCCAAAAUGGGCAAGAUGGACAGAGCACUGUUUUCUACAUAUGUUGUGGUGUCAGGUCUUCAGUAUGGACUGGGAGAGCAGGUCUUCCAUCUCUUUUUUAAGAUGUCAUGGCUGGGACAAGAAAAUGAAAUACCAGUCUUUGGAGAGGGCAACAACAUUGUUCCCACAAUUCACAUCAGUGACCUUGCAAGAGUCAUUCAAAAAAUAAUUGAGCAUCAGCCCAAGCCCUAUUACUUGGUAGCUGUGGACUAUUCCAACAACACCAUGGAGGAUAUUGUUAAGACCAUUGCCUGUGCGCUUGGAUUGGGGAAGAUCCAGAGGAAGACAUUUGAAGAGGCCUUCCUACAGCAGGACUUGAGCAUCAUGGACAUUGAUUUAUUGCACGUCAACCUUUGCAUGGAGGGUGUCCAUCUCAAGGAACUGUUCUCUGUCCACUGGUUGUGUGAGUUCGGUCUGGUGGAGAACAUAGAACUAGUGGUGGAAGAGUAUCGCCAGAUCAGGGGACUGCUGCCCAUUCGUAUGUGUGUUCUGGGUCCUCCUGCAGUGGGGAAAAGCAGAGUGUCCAAACAGAUAUGUGACCACUACAAGCUCCAUCACAUCAGGCUAAAUGAGACAAUCUCUGAGACCAUCUCUCACCUGGAAUAUAUGGUGAGGAACCCUUUUUCAGAUACAGAGAAUGAGGACUCAGCAUCAGCAAUAGAAGCCCAAGAACUGCUGAGUAUUUUCAAGGACAAUAUGGAGCAAAAUGGAGGUUAUUUGGAUGACCAGAUGUUGGUGAAGGUGAUGAUGGAUAAAGUAAUUUCUAACCCCUGCAAAAACCAAGGUUUUGUGCUGGAUGGAUUUCCAAAGACAUAUGAGCAAGCAAAGGAGCUUUUCCAUGUUGAUGAACAUGAAUCAGAUGAGAGAACACCGAUUUCCUUGUACAACAAGAAGAUAAUGCCAGAGUUUGUUUUGCGCCUUGAUGCAUCAGAUUCCUUCCUGAAAGAUCGGGUGAUUAACCUACCUGAGAAGUUGGUGCAGGAACACAAAUAUGAGCAGGAGCACUUCCUGCAAAUUUUAGCCAAAUACAGAGAGAAAAACAUGGAAGAAGAAAGUGUUGUCAAUUACUUUGAAGAGUUGGACAUCAAUCCAUUAUUAAUUGAGAUUACCAGUUUCAAUACACCUGACAGCCAAUUGAUGAUGCAUACAAUCUGCGAGAGAGUUGGUAAACCAAGAAACUACGGCCAGAGCAACCAAAAGAUACAGGAAGAGGGGAGGAUAAAGACCGGGGAGAAGGCAGAGAGGGAGCAGAAAGAGGUGGAGGAGGCCAGGCAGAGAUCUGCACACUGGGAGAUGUGGAGGAGUGCCUCGCUAUUGGUGACCCCGGCUGACUACAACCCCUGGCUGACUACAACUCUGGGUACCAGAUGAGGAGGAGAGAGCUGACAGACUGAGUUUUAAGUAAUCACAUAUAGUGAUAAAGAAAUUUCUGACGUGACUCCAGCUCCAUGUUUUGACGUCCGUCUCGAGACAUCUGGGGAAACUCCUCCAACUCUUCAGCCCCUAAUCAACAGAUUGUUUUCUGCCAUAACUGCAGACAUGUCAAACCUCAUGGAUACCAUCUUCAACAAGGGAGUUUUACGCCUAGCCAGACGAAUGUGGAAUGACAUCCGGACAGCUGAUGACCUUCUUCACCCUGGAGAGAACAACAAACAAUUCAACCAAGGCCGCCAAUCGCCAAUAUGUAAUGUGGAAAAUCUCCAAGGACAUUAUAUAGGAUUCAGACAAGCAAACAAUGAGGAACCACAAUUCAUAUUUUCACAGCAUUGCUCCAGUCGAAAUGUGCAUGGUAUAUUACUUUAUAAAUAUUUGUAGAUCCAUUUACAUCUCAUUUUAUAUUUACUUCCAGGAAUGUCUGCCUAUUUAUGUAUACCAUUUUGAAAUUGUUACAUUUUUAUAAAGAACUAAAAACGAAUGGUUCUGAGUGGUGUUACAUUUCAUAUCUCCUUCAAGUUCAUAAACAUCAGUGCCCUACUG
Phyllopteryx taeniolatus (common seadragon) is the source of this 2596-nucleotide messenger RNA. It is a transcript of the gene ak7b, whose product is annotated as adenylate kinase 7b. The coding region runs from base 35 to 1990 and encodes 651 amino acids. Lineage: Eukaryota; Metazoa; Chordata; Actinopteri; Syngnathiformes; Syngnathidae. Gene Ontology annotation, biological process: nucleobase-containing compound metabolic process. The record is from RefSeq and is a predicted model, not a curated record. Gene Ontology annotation, cellular component: cytoplasm. The transcript has 18 exons. Gene Ontology annotation, molecular function: AMP kinase activity; ATP binding.